UCACCUGACGGGGUGGGUAAACAGAUAGGUAUAUAGCUUCUACCUCUCCAGGCAGGCCAGGAACAGACACCAAGGACAGAGACACUGACUAGCUUUGAUCCUAGGCCACCUUCCUUACUGUCACCAUUAUGAAGCUGCUUGCAAUGACUGUGCUGCUCCUUACCAUCUAUAGCCUUGAAGGAGCUUUGGUUCGGAGACAGGCAGAAGAGUCAAGUCUGCAGAGCCUGUUCUCUCAGUACUUCCAGACCAUGGCUGAUUAUGGCAAGGACCUGGUGGAGAAGGUUAAGACCCUAGAGCUUCAGACCCAAGCUGAAGCUUACUUUACAAAGUCAAAGGAGCAGCUGACACCCCUGGUCAAGAAGGCUGGAACUGAUCUAAUUAACUUCUUCAGCUAUUUCCUGGACUUGGGAACACAAUCUUCUGCCCAGUGAGUUGUCCAGACCAUUGUCUUCUGGCCCCAGAUGGCCUCUAUAACACCCACUGUCCAGGCCUAAAGCCCCUCCCUCUGUUUGCCCCGUUUGCUACAAUAAAUGCUGCAGGAGUCAA
Molecule: messenger RNA, 546 nt
Organism: Nycticebus coucang (slow loris)
Lineage: Eukaryota; Metazoa; Chordata; Mammalia; Primates; Lorisidae
Gene: APOA2
Product: apolipoprotein A2
Exons: 4
Coding region: 129-431 (100 amino acids)
Biological process (GO): negative regulation of lipase activity; high-density lipoprotein particle assembly; low-density lipoprotein particle remodeling
Cellular component (GO): extracellular region; very-low-density lipoprotein particle; chylomicron
Molecular function (GO): cholesterol binding; phosphatidylcholine binding; high-density lipoprotein particle receptor binding
Source: RefSeq, a predicted model, not a curated record